CUUGGUAAGCACAAACAGUCGGAUUGAUUUCCUUUUGUGCUCUACCAAAUGCUAUUGAAUACCAUACACUAAAAUCAGAAAGGAAAAUUAGAAAAAUUGAAAGUUUGCAAUAUCGAAAAAACUCUGUUAUUCGUCUUAUUUCUUGGAUCAGAGGAGGAUUGACCGUUUUUGAGUUAUUCUCUCAGAUAGUUUGUCAAAAGGAAAAGUAUCGCCAUCAUGAUGCUGGAAGAGGGACUCUAUACCCAGCAAAAAAUAGUGGAAACUCGGAGCGGCUUAUGGAACUGCAUCAAGGAAUGCUCAGAAAGAGGUUUGGUCUACAGUGUUCGAUGGGCUGCUGAAAUGCUUGCCGGUUUGAAAUCUCCAAAUACCCUUGAUGCUCCUUUCUCUUCUACUCCUACCGCUGAACUUGAAGAAGAUACAACUACGACAAAUGAGCGUAUUUUAGAAUUUAAGGAAGAAACUACUUACACUCUGGCCAAAGCCUACUUUGACUGUAAAGAAUUUGAAAGAGCUGCUUAUACACUUCAACACUGUAAAUCUUCAAAAUCCCUGUUUCUGCGACUCUAUAGUAAGUAUUUAUCAGGAGAGAAGAAGAUAGAAGAGGAGGCAGAUACUGUUAUGAGCUCUAUCUAUCCAGCGUCUUCAGCUAGUCGUGAGCUUUACUCCAUAUCGGAAACCUUGGAUAGUGUGCAAAAACAAGGGAACCAGGAUCCCUAUCUGUUAUAUCUUAGUGGAAUUAUUAAUAGGAGAAGGAAACAGUAUGCGAAGGCUAUCGAUUUUCUUCUUUCUUGUGUCCGUAAAACUCCUUACUUUUGGUCAGCAUGGCAAGAACUGUCAUUAUGCUUGGAUAGCCCAGAGGUGUUGGCCAGUGUCAUUCGUCGACUUUCAAAUGACCAUGUAAUGACUAAAGUGUUUAUUGUUUACGCGUCUCAUGAGCUUCACCAAAUCAAUAGCUCGGUCUACGAAAAGCUAGCCGAAGUAGAUUCCCUUUUUCCUACAAGCCGUCACUUAAGAAUACAGCGUGCUUUACUAGCUUAUGAUACAAGAGAUUUUGAUGACGCCGAAGAAUUAUUCGAAGUUAUUCUAAAAAGCGAUCCAUACCGUUUAGACGAUAUGGAUACUUAUUCCAACAUUCUUUUUGUUUUAGAAAGAAAAUCAAAACUUGGAUUCUUGGCUCAAGUAGCCUCAACUAUAGACAAAUUUCGCCCAGAGACUUGCUCAAUUAUCGGAAAUUAUUACAGUUUAUUAUCAGAACACGAAAAGGCAGUUACAUAUUUUAAGAGAGCAAUCCGACUAAAUCGAAAUUAUUUAGCUGCUUGGACUCUUAUGGGGCAUGAAUAUGUUGAGCUCAAAAACACACAUGCCGCUAUAGAGUCUUACCGCUUAGCAGUCGAUGUCAAUAGAAAAGAUUACAGGGCGUGGUACGGUCUGGGUCAAACUUACGAAGUUUUAGAUAUGCAUUUUUACGCCCUUUACUAUUUCCAACGUGCAACUGCCCUUCGUCCAUAUGACCAGAGAAUGUGGCAGGCUCUGGGAAACUGUUACGAAAAAAUUCAACGGCCGCAAGAAGCCAUAAAAGCAUACAAAAGAGCUUUACUGGGCUCUCCUAUCAAUAGUUCAAUCUUAAUGCGUUUAGGUAACCUUUACGAAGAAUUACAGGACUUAGACACUGCUUCUGCAAUGUACAAGGAGUGCAUUCGAAGUGAAGAAGAGGGAGAUAUGACGCCGGAAACUAUUAAAGCGAGGAUGUGGUUAGCAAAGAGAGAACUUAACCAAAAAAACUAUAGACAAGCAGAGAUGUAUGUCAGUGAGAUUUUGAACGGAGAUCUGGAACUUGAAGAGGCAAAAGCUUUGAUGCGAGAGUUAAGAAGCCGAAUGGAACAUACUCCUAAUUGAAAAAGGAGCUGUUAGCCAACCUAUGCCAUCUUCUAAAGAAGGAUUUUUUAUGAUGAAUAUUUUAAGGUGUAAUGUAAAACAAAUUUUUCU
Messenger RNA from Schizosaccharomyces cryophilus OY26, 1986 nucleotides. Its product is annotated as anaphase-promoting complex subunit Apc8. The coding region runs from base 217 to 1896 and encodes 559 amino acids. Gene Ontology annotation, cellular component: anaphase-promoting complex. Gene Ontology annotation, biological process: cell division. NCBI's taxonomy places the organism in Eukaryota, Fungi, Ascomycota, Schizosaccharomycetes, Schizosaccharomycetales, Schizosaccharomycetaceae. The record is from RefSeq and is a predicted model, not a curated record. The transcript has 3 exons. Gene Ontology annotation, molecular function: protein binding.